Aspergillus puulaauensis is the source of this 552-nucleotide messenger RNA. Its product is annotated as 3-hydroxyanthranilate 3,4-dioxygenase. Gene Ontology annotation, biological process: 'de novo' NAD+ biosynthetic process from L-tryptophan; quinolinate metabolic process. NCBI's taxonomy places the organism in Eukaryota, Fungi, Ascomycota, Eurotiomycetes, Eurotiales, Aspergillaceae. The record is from RefSeq and is a predicted model, not a curated record. The transcript is spliced from 4 exons. Bases 1 to 552 code for a protein of 183 amino acids. Gene Ontology annotation, cellular component: cytoplasm. Gene Ontology annotation, molecular function: iron ion binding; 3-hydroxyanthranilate 3,4-dioxygenase activity.
AUGACUGCGACCAACGGUUUUCCCAUCCCUGGGCCCCUGCAUUUCACUGCUUGGCUGGAUAAAAAUGCCGCCAGUCUUCAGCCGCCCGUGAACAACAAAUGCCUGUAUUCCGGUGACGACUUUAUACUGAUGGCAGUCGGCGGCCCAAACACGAGGAACGACUAUCAUAUCAACCAAACAGAGGAAUGGUUUUACCAGAUUAAAGGCGACAUGCUUCUCAAAAUAGUGGAAAAUGGUCAUCAAUUCCGGGACAUCGCCAUCAAAGAGGGCGAGAUGUUUCUCUUGCCAGGCAACGUACCACACUCUCCCCGCCGCCAGAGAAAUACAAUCGGCCUGGUUAUGGAAAGGAACCGCCCCGCAGGAAGCAUCGAUCGCCUACGGUGGUACUGCGAGAACGAAAAGGAACAUGGUAAAAUACCUACCAUUAUCCGUGAAGAGAAAUUCUACUGUGAGAAUAUGGAAACGCAGCUCAAAGACGUAAUUGAGGAUUGGAUGAGAAACGAGAGAAGUCGUGAGUGCAAGUCAUGCGGCAGUAUUGCCGCAGCACAAUAA